AUUUAUUUUAUCACACAACGGUCGUGGUGUAUGAAACUCCGGGUUCGCAGAACGAACCGGGAUUUUUUAGCUUGGGACCCUUCUUUGUUUCUCUGUUUUUCUGUUUUUCGUCCAACAGUCGCAGCUUAUCAGCUUUGACAAAUUUAGUGAUCGAAGUGGAAACAGCUCAAGUCAUAGACCACAAAGAAAUUUUAAAGAUCUGCCGAGGUCCAAAUGGAGGCCCACUGACCGAAUAGAUAAAAGCAGUAAAAAAUUAGGAUGCCUGGGAGGAAGAAAUCGGCAGAGAAAGGGAGCGACGAAGGCCUUCCGCUCGCUGAAAAGAUGGCCGAAGAUGAUGCAGGCGAGGUGAAGCUGAAGGCGAAGAUGAGUCUUCUGAACGGAAUCACAGUUAUAGUAGGCAGCAUAAUCGGCUCGGGGAUCUUUGUCUCGCCGACUGGUGUCAUCAAGUACACGGGUUCGGUGAACGUGGCUCUAAUCGUCUGGCUUGCCUCUGGCGUGUUUUCUAUGGUCGGUGCGUACUGCUACGCUGAGCUCGGUUGCAUGAUCUCAAAAUCGGGCGCUGACUAUGCCUACAUCAUGGAGACUUUUGGCCCUUUCCUCGCCUUCGUACGACUCUGGAUCGAGUGCAUGAUCGUCCGGCCGUGCUCCCAGGCAAUCGUCGCACUCACAUUCAGCGUCUACGCCCUCAAGCCUUUUUUCCCAGACUGCGAACCGCCCGACUCAGCCCUCAGGAUGCUCGCAGUCGCCUGUAUCCUGAUUCUGACGUUUAUCAACUGCUGGGACGUCGGUUGGGCGACGAAGGUUCAGGAUAUCUUCACGUACGCCAAGCUGCUAGCGCUCUUCAUCAUCAUAUCGACUGGUUUCUAUCAGCUGUAUCAAGGCGAGGUCAAGUAUUUUACAUUUGAUAACACGAAAACGGAGGUGACUUCGCUGGCACUUUCCUUUUACUCAGGACUUUUCGCUUACAACGGCUGGAAUUACUUAAAUUUUAUCAUUGAAGAAUUGAAGGAUCCGAUAAGGAAUCUUCCGAGGGCGAUCGCCAUUUCCUGUACCCUUGUCACUUUCGUUUACACCAUGACGAACAUCGCGUUUUACACGACCCUCUCGCCCCAGGAAGUCUUAGAAUCUGAAGCAGUGGCAGUGACAUACGCCAACAGGCUCUUUGGGAUGUUUGCCUGGACGAUUCCCUUAUUCGUAGCCAUGUCUACUUUCGGCGCAGUCAACGGUAUCCUUUUGACAUCGUCGAGGCUGUUCUAUGCCGGUGCGUGCGAAGGGCAAAUGCCGGAAAUACUCACCAUGAUCCAGAUCUCCAGGCUAACCCCUGCACCGGCUGUGCUCUGCAUUGCCUUAUUGUCAAUGCUGUACUUGACCGUCUCGGAUAUCUAUGCUCUCAUCAACUAUGUCGGAUUUGCAACUUGGCUUAGCAUUGGUGUUUCUGUCCUGUGCAUUCCUGUGCUGAGGUGGACGCAGCCCAAUCUUGCAAGGCCGAUCAAAGUGAAUCUCUUCUUUCCCAUUGCCUACAUCGCAGCGACCAUCUUUGUAACCGUUGUGCCCAUGGUGGCGAGUCCUGUUGAAACUGGGAUCGGCUGCCUGAUGAUUUUAACCAGCGUGCCCGUUUAUUUAGUAUUCAUCUCUUGGAAAAACAAGCCUAUCUUUUUCAACAAAGUAGUUGGUAAUUUAACACAUUUGUUGCAAAAGAUGACCAUGUCAGUUCGACCUGGUGUAAAGUAAAUGCGACAAGAUUGCUACAGAAAGUGUUGAUGGUGGUCGGGAAGCAAGGGCCAGCAUCCGAUGUUUGAUCGAAGAGUUCCUUUUCAUGAUGUGCCAAAAACUUUUGUUCUCUUAUUUGUUUAAAACCAUAUCCAUAAAUGUUUUGCAUGAGAGGUUUUCAUUUUUAAGUCUGAGACAAUACAAUUUAAAUUAUAGAAACUGAUAUUAGCGGUGUUUUUCGAGCAAAAAUGUUGAAAUUAUUAGUAUAAGUCUAGACAAAAGAAUGUAUUCAGCCGUAUCAUUUCAGAAUGAUAUUGGACGAAGUAAACUUGCUCGCUAAUAAAAUAUAAAUCCUGUGAUAUAAAAUAAUAUUUAAAACUGACAGGCUUCCCAUAUCUGUAUUAUUAGCUAUCUUUUAAGGUAAGUAAAAAAUUUCUUUUCUAGAAAUUUACCGCUUUGUUGUCUGUCUGCACACAGGAACAAAGUAGCCUAGAAAAAAUGUUUAACUAUUAAGUGAGUCAAAAAAUAAAUAAAAAGACAUUUUUACUGACAUAUCAGGAUGCUUUUUCCUUUUCAUUAUUGUUUUAAUCCCAUAAAUAUUUUUUUGUCAGGGACCAUUUUGAAUUUCUGUCUAUUUGUGUUCACAAAUAUUGAGCGCAUUUCAAAAAAGUCUGAGACAGAAAAAUACUUUUUAAGCCGAAAAAGGUACUAUUAAUGAUUAAUACAAUUUUUGUUUGGAAAAUAGACUCACAUAAAAAAUAAAAACGAAGACAAUAUUCUUGACUUUGUAAAGAUGCUAUUUUUGUGGAAAAUAACAGUUGUAACAAAUAGCAUUUUUUAAACUAAAUAUUUAGCCUAGGUGACUAUUUUGCCAAAGAGAUCUCCAAAAAGUUUAAGCACGAUUUAAUUUGUAAUUACCGAGGAUAUGCCUACCAUGGCCAAUGUAAUAGUAAUAAAAAUUAUUAUUAAAAUUUAUGAUAUUCAAAAUGUUUUUCAUUUGUAACAUCAUGAACUGUGAUUGCUAUUUAAUUUUUGUUGUGUGUCUUACAUGGUCUGUCAUACAAUGUCAUACAAUUUUAACAAUGCAGAACAGUAUUGAUGGUUUAUUUGAAAAUGUAUGUAAACAUAGAUGAAUAUGUUAAACAAAUUUGUAGCAAAAUCAAAAAUUUGUAUGUACAUACAUGAAACAAAAUAAAAAGGAUUCAGAGAAA
Messenger RNA from Cimex lectularius (bed bug), 2921 nucleotides. Its product is annotated as large neutral amino acids transporter small subunit 2. The coding region runs from base 259 to 1731 and encodes 490 amino acids. NCBI's taxonomy places the organism in Eukaryota, Metazoa, Arthropoda, Insecta, Hemiptera, Cimicidae. The transcript has 16 exons. The record is from RefSeq and is a predicted model, not a curated record. Gene Ontology annotation, molecular function: L-amino acid transmembrane transporter activity. Gene Ontology annotation, cellular component: membrane. Gene Ontology annotation, biological process: amino acid transmembrane transport.